This is a messenger RNA of Eimeria necatrix, 849 nucleotides long. RefSeq lists its product as hypothetical. The record is from RefSeq and is a predicted model, not a curated record. Bases 1 to 849 code for a protein of 282 amino acids. Lineage: Eukaryota; Apicomplexa; Conoidasida; Eucoccidiorida; Eimeriidae. The transcript has a single exon.
AUGCGGAGUGAAGAAGCUCCGUGCGAGAAGGCGGAUAGCAGCGGGAAAUCUGCAGAAGCGACAGAAGAAGACUGCAGGCCAGAAGCGAUAGAGACUAUGCCGCACUGGUGGAGGGAAACUAGUACGAAGGAGUCCUCCAACCAAGGAGGAGCCUUGUGCUACGUGGGUGCAACAGCGGUACUUCGCGUUGAGCUUGCAGGAACUUCAUGCGAGGCACUUUUAGACACAAGCGCUUCGAGAAGUUUCAUUAACCCUAAAACAGUCGCACGAUUGCAGCUGAGGGUGCGGAGACUUCCAGAAGAGCAUAGGUUCACUGUAGCUACAGGUGAACAAUUACGCAUUGAUCGAGUUGUGAAGGGGUUGACGACGCAAUGUGGACACGCACGCCUUUCCGGGGACUGCUUAGUGGGACCCGUUCCCUAUGAUUUAGUCUUGGGUUUGGAUUGGCUGACUGAACAUAAGGUGGCCUGGUAUUUUCAGUCCAACAAGCUCCGGGCCUAUGUGAAUGGCCAGUGGUGCGAGUUACCGGUCCUUAGGACGGGUGAAGAGACAUUGCAGGGUGACAGUCACAUAGUAGCACCUCCAAGGAGUCCUGCAGAGCAAGCGUAUGACAUUUUGGCUAGGCAAGUGGCGGGGAUGUCAGCGGAGGAGGCUGCCAUAUUCCUACAGCCGCCACCUAAAAGGUAUAAAUCCCAUGCGGAGACUAAGGCGAAGGCACGGAAAACGUUACUUGCUCGCCAGGCGGCGGCUGACGCAGAGAAUCUCAGGGCACCAUUGCACGGUUUGCAUUACAUCCUGGCUUUGCCCGACGCUGGCUCGUCAGUGGCACUGAGGUUCACGGACGACUAG